Papilio polytes (common Mormon) is the source of this 2234-nucleotide messenger RNA. RefSeq names its product motile sperm domain-containing protein 2-like. The record is from RefSeq and is a predicted model, not a curated record. The coding region runs from base 138 to 1487 and encodes 449 amino acids. NCBI's taxonomy places the organism in Eukaryota, Metazoa, Arthropoda, Insecta, Lepidoptera, Papilionidae. The transcript has a single exon.
GUCGGAUGACAUGACAUUUGAAAAUCAUCUGUUUUGUGCAAAUACCGAACAUAAUUGUAAUUUGUUUUAAUUAAUUCAGAUACUAAUUUUACUGUUCAAAUUAAGAUAAUAAAGUGUUAAGUGUGUGAAUUACAAAAAUGGCUACGCCUGCAGAUGUGAGAUCGCAGUUCGAAGCGAAAUUAAAAGACUCACCAAAUAACUUCCACCCUUUGGACUUAGAUCGUGUGAAGGACGAAAAAUAUCUUCGUAGAGUGUUAAAACACGUUGAUAAUGAUAUAAAACUGGCCGUCGACAUGUUAUGGGAUAUAUUUACAUGGCGGAAAUCCGUUGGGGCGAAUGAAAUUAAUGAAUCUAAUAUUAGAAUGGACUAUAUAAAUGAAGGUGUCUUUUUCCCGAGAGGUCGUGAUAUCGACGGUUGCUUACUAUUGAUAAUAAAAUCAAAAAUGCAUGUCAAAGGACAGAAAGACUUUGAGGAGAUAAAAAAAGCGAUUAUCUACUGGUUCGAUCGUAUUGAACGAGAGGAAAAUGGUAAUAAAAUAACUUUAUUCUUCGAUUUAGAUGGCUGUGGAUUAAGCAACAUGGAUAUGGAGUUGACUAAUUACUUGAUAUCAUUAUUCAAAAGUUAUUACCCCUUUUUCUUGAAUUACAUAAUUAUUUAUCAAAUGCCAUGGGUUAUGUCGGCUGCAUUUAAAGUUAUCAAAUCUCUUCUGCCUGCAAAAGGUGUUGAAAAAAUGAAAUUCGUUAGUAAAGAUACAUUAAAAGACUUUGUACCUCCCGAACAAGCGUUAACAUGUUGGGGAGGCAAAGAUAAUUAUACAUUCGAGUUUAUAUCCGAGAAGUCUGAGAUUAUAUCUAAAAAGGUGACAUUUGCGGAACAAGGAGAUAGCCAACAUUCCCCUGGAGAGAUGCUACGUAUAUCCCCGAAUGAUACAAUAAUAUUUAAAGCGGAAAAUGAUGAUAUAUCAGGGCAAAUAACUAUUACAAAUAUGGAUGAAAGCGUUGUAUCUUUUAAAAUACGCACAACAUCUCCGGAGAAGUUCAGAGUUCGUCCCAGCAGUGGUGUGUUACCAAGCGGUGUUUCCCAAACAAUACUAAUCGUAGUACAACCAGGAUUUCAUCUUCGUACCGUGACUAAAGACCGUUUUCUUGUCAUGUCAGUCCAAAUACCUAAAGCAGAUCUAUCACAGAAGGAGAUCACCGAUAUCUGGCAGAAUUCGUCUGGCAGUAAGGUCGAUGAGUACAGAUUGAAGUGUCAUUUCCCAGAAAAAGCAGUAUCUAAAAAUGGUAACUUAUUAGAGAAGGAACCGGAGAAAUCUGAUACUGUGACGAAUGCUUUGAAUAAUUUACAAAUGAAUUACGAAGUUUUACAUAGGCAGAUAAAUAAGUUGAAGAUUUACCAGUUUUUUACGUUGAUGCUGACGGCUGUUGCGGUACUGCUUGGUUAUUUAGUCUACAAGAAUACCGAGGAAAGAUAUUGUGAUAUUUAGCCCUUACAUUAUGUGGUAUUUGAUACCACAGUCAAUAUGAAGUCUGUGUUAGAUGGAUUGAUUAUUGUUAUUCUUGUAAUGAACACUUUUUUGUACGUAAGAUAUUGUCAACUUGUGCAGAAAGUUGAGAUGUUACAUAAUGAAAAUUAAUAUUACUGCGAAAUCUAACCUUAAUUCGUGAAUUGUGAACAUUUAAAAAUAUAUUACCAACAUUGGGAAAAUAAUGUAAAGUGUUCCCUUAUAACGCGAUUUUACGAAACUACCGUACUUUUCUCAUGUCUAUUUGUUUUUCAGUACCAACCUUAGGAAAAAAAUCUUGAAAUCUAUUAAUUUUUUUUUUAAUUUACACAAACAUACAACUAGUUACCAGUUUACAAUUAUCUAAAAAAAAUCUUGUAUUAUUAGUUAUUUUUUGAAAUCAGAACUUUCAUUUAUUAACAAAAAAAUUAAGAUUAGAUUUUAUAAACUAGAUACUUGUUAUAUUGCAAUGUAAAUAAACAAAAAAAAAUAGUAAAGGUGUACAUACAUUAUAUUUCUUGCUUUAAACAAACUAUCAUCACCAACUCACUAUAUGUCCAUAUAGGGUAGCUAGGGUGACUAAGCCAUAGUCAACCACACUGGCCCAGUACGGGUUGAUAACAAGCUAUAAAUGUAGCUAUUUCCUUGUUUCUUGCAUUUUUAUAUAUCUUUUUUGUCAUCUUACAUAUUUUCUGUUAUUUCUGUGAAGGAAUCUUGACAUUGAUUUUA